Exophiala viscosa is the source of this 2122-nucleotide messenger RNA. RefSeq lists its product as uncharacterized. The transcript has a single exon. The record is from RefSeq and is a predicted model, not a curated record. Lineage: Eukaryota; Fungi; Ascomycota; Eurotiomycetes; Chaetothyriales; Herpotrichiellaceae. Gene Ontology annotation, molecular function: DNA-binding transcription activator activity, RNA polymerase II-specific; zinc ion binding. Gene Ontology annotation, biological process: regulation of transcription by RNA polymerase II. Bases 501 to 1925 code for a protein of 474 amino acids.
UGGAAGAUGGGGGCAGUGCUAGAGUUGUGAGAAGAGUGCUCGGUGUACAGUAGUGUGAAAGACGUUCAGACACCGUCACCUCCUAGAGAAUCACAGGGUUGUUGAAGCCGUCGCCACUCCCUUCCGCGGGAGUUUCCACGGAGAUUUGACGUGCGCAUUGAAGCAUCUUCGUCCCGUCUAAAGGAUUAGUCAUACCCUGGAAGACUGCAUGUUCAGGUACACUCGACCAUUACAUAGCAUAGAGGGCAAGCGGAACUUUUAUGUCUUUUGCGGGACAAUAAAUGUUCGCGUUGUUGGGUUUAUGGUAGUGCCUGAUUCUGCUAUUUUGAGCGUAAGGCUGCACGUCCCGAUACGGAGUUUUGAUUGAUUUAUAUUCCCGACAUCCCGCCAUCAUCAUUCUACCCUUUUCGCCCUUUCGUGACAUGGAAAGACAGUGAUUGCAACGACUUUCGCAGACUCGUUCCCGCCGAGGGACGAAUGUCUUCAAGUAUUGAGGACUGAUGCCACCCAGGCGCUCGCAUAAUAAAUCUCGCAAUGGUUGCAUGCAAUGCAAGCAGAGACGAGUCAAGGUAAAGCGUCCUUACUCCGCAACCUUACGCGUCGAUCCCCAUACUUUCACGAAGGUUAAGAUUAACCUUGUAUCUCUCACACAGUGCAACGAGAAAGGCCCGAUCUGCCAGAACUGUGUGAAACGCGAGUUACAAUGCUCCUUCAUUGGAGGAGUCACACCAGAUCGCGAAGCCACGAGCGCGACGAGUCAUGAGAUCACUACAAGUCCUGCAUCAACUGUUCAUCUAUGGACAAGUCGUCCUAGAUCGGAACCAUCGUCCCAAUUGACCCCGGCAGUGACUCCGGUCUACAAAGAUCCAAGCGAUCCUGUCGUCAAACAGUCCGACAGGAUUCUCGAACUCGAGCUCAUGCACCAUUACUCGACUUCAGCAUACAUCAGCUGCAUCGGUUUACGAGCCACCGAGACCAUCGAAGUCUGGCAAAGCUUUGUCCCCAGCGAAUCACUCAAGCACGAAUUCCUCCUGAACGGCAUCCUAGCGUUCGCGGCAUUGCAUAUCGCCAAAUUGACGCGACAACCCGAUUUCAAGGCCAAGAGCAACAGCACCGGAUCAUUCUUGUCCUCGUCAUCGUUCUACUUUCAGAAAGCCGUCGAGUAUCAAAACCUGGCAUUCGAAUCCUUUCAUGGCGUCCUCCAGAACGUGACACCAGACAAUUGCAGUGCCGUGUUUGGAUUUUCGAUCUUGACGAUGCUCUUCGCCAUUGCCAUUCCCGGGAUCGAAGACGGCUCCCAGGGCGGAGGCCCUAACCUCAAUUCGAUGCAGAGUAUAUUCACCUUGUUCGAGUACUUGAGGGGCCUAGCAUCCAUCAUCGAAGUCAGCAAAGACUGGCUAGCGUCUGGGCCGUUUCGAGUCGUUCUAGGCACAUUCGACGAUUACACAACCGACAAUUGGCGCAUAACCAACGCCGAUGCCGCGCAAGCGCUGAACAGGCUUACCAUUCUGAACGACGAGUUUAACGCCUCCAGCAGCGCCACGGAGCUGUCCAAGUUCGCCACGAAUAAACGUGCUAUAUCGCUUCUCGAAUUUUGCUAUGCUAAGCAGAACUUUCCCCCUGCGUUGACAGAUGAGACCCUAGCACAAACAGCCAAGGACUCUUCAGACAUCUACAGAGGCCAUAUAGUCGGUUGGUUGGGCAUGGCAGGUGGAGAUUUUGUGUCCCAACUCCGCCAGAGUGACUCCCUGUCGCUGCUGAUCUUCGUGCACUGGGCGAUCCUGCUGGGCAAUCUCGAGAAUUUCUGGUGGUCACAUAACUCGGGGAAAGUGCUUGUCGCGGAGAUCGCUGGUGUAUUGCAUACGAGAGGCGAGGAGUGGGAGGAGAGAACGAGAUGGGCUCGCGGAAAGGUUGGACUACUUUAGGGAAUGUAUUUGUUUUUCUUCCACUGAAUAGAGGGUCUUCCAUUGAGAUCUACUCAAAAUAAUCAAGUCUUCAAGCGCUGCAACCAGAUAGCCUGGCCGGGUAUCGUAAAUGCAUCCAUCCCCAUAGAAAUCUCUAAAUGCCGCCGAUGGCAAUAGCAAUGUUGUUGACAAUCGUAAAGUGAUUCGACAAAUGACAA